Frankliniella occidentalis (western flower thrips) is the source of this 3610-nucleotide messenger RNA. RefSeq lists its product as uncharacterized. The transcript is spliced from 8 exons. NCBI's taxonomy places the organism in Eukaryota, Metazoa, Arthropoda, Insecta, Thysanoptera, Thripidae. The record is from RefSeq and is a predicted model, not a curated record. The coding region runs from base 305 to 2821 and encodes 838 amino acids.
GAGCGUCGGGCCGCGCCGUUGCCCUCGGCUCCGUCCGAUCGUCUCGCGCCGUACCCGUCCCGUACCCGCCGGUACUCGCGCGCGCCGCACCCCUCUGUGCCGAGCACCGAGUGAGUCCUGCACGCCGCGGAGUUGUCGUCGCCCACGCCCCUGUGCCAUCACCAUAAGUGCCCAGCCCAGCGGUACUUGUGACGUGAUCAGCCUCUGAUGGACGAUUAUUGAAAGAAGAGGGAGAAGAAGAGAUAGAGGCUUGCCGUCUCGGCGCCGUCCGAUUUUGUGCCCGACAAUGUGAGUGGCCGCCACCAUGUCUAGCGGCAAGGACACGUACUGGGAGACGCAUCCCACCCCCGCCUCAACCCUGCCGUCGCUCGACUUCUGGGACUACAGCAUCGAGUUGGAAUGUCUGCAAGGCCCCGAAGAUCUCCAGCUGGCUGCAGAGCUCGGCAAGACGCUGCUGGAACGAAACAAAGAGCUGGAGACGACCCUUCGGCAGCAGCAGACCGUCAUCGAGGACCAGACGCAAGAGAUUGAGUACUUGACAAAGCAGACGGCCGCCCUCCGGGAAGUGAAUGACUCCCGACUACGAAUCUACGAGCAGCUUGAAGUGAGCAUUCUCGACUUGGAACGCGCCAACCAACGACUGGCUCUCGACUCGGCUGCCGACAAGAAGCACAUCAAAACGCUCUGUGUGAACAUUGACUCCCUGGAAGCGCGCUGUGAAGAGCUCCAGAAGCAGUCCGACGAACUGCAGAAGCAAUUGGAGAGAAAGACUUCAGGCCCCUCUUCAAACAACAAUAACAACAAGUGUGAUGCCUUCGCAGACGCACCGAAUCUGGAGGAAGAGGUGGACAGGUUACGGGGAGAAAUGCAAGAACUUAAAGCUCAGCGCCUACGUGACCAGCGCCGGUCUUCAAAGCUGGAGGAGCAGGUGCAGGCUCUGGUGCAGGAGAACCAAGUGAUGGAGGAGCAGCUUCAAGUUUUCCAACACAAAGAGGAGGAUAUGAAAUCACUCCAGGAAGAAAUUAGCACUCUAGAAGAAAUAAGAAGCGGUCAGCUUUGUGGAAGGUGCACUCAAAAGAUGGGGUCUCCACAGGGCCCUCUUCAUGAAAGUUUGCAGUUAUUAGAACAGUGUGGUGGAGGUGCUGGAGAGGACGGUGAUGAAGAAGAUGUUAGUGUCAUUGACUCCUUUGUCAGUGAUUCACAAAGAGCUUCUGUACUUCUUCAGUUACAGGAACGUUCCAGUGAAAAUCCCUAUCGAGACCUUGUCCAGAAGUACGAAGCUCUUGUGCAAAUUCAGUCAAACCCUGUGUCAAGCAGACGACCCAGCAAGCCAAAUGUUGUACCAGUUAGCAAUGGCCCACCCGCUGCCCAUGCUGCUCUCUCUUUGCAAGAAGAACUACAAAUGUCUGGUGAUUUCAACAGUUUCCGAAAUACCGAUGAAGAAAGUGGAAAUGAAGACAAUGGAAGUACCUUGCUUUCCCAGAAAACAGGGAGAGGUCUUCAAUCGGAGGCGGCCAAAAAGGCUGGACAAAACAAGACUUUUUCAACCACACCAACAGAUUUUUCAGAAGCUGAAACAUCAUCUUCAGGCUUCUCCGACGAGACCAGUAACAAGUCUACACAAACUGAGUCACACAAACUUCCAGGUGGUUUCCUGUGCACUAUUGUGGAUGGUGAAGAUUGCCGCUUUAGUAUCUAUGAUGAUGCCAGUCCUGUUGAUGGGCGGUUCCGCAAUACCCCUGAAUAUCGCAGUCUGUUUAGAGAAAUUUUUGACAUUUUGAAGAAAGCAGCAGAAGCCAGGGAUGAGGGAGAAAAACUGCCACUUCUUGAUGAUGUAUCUGUACCUCAUGAUCCCCCUCGUGUUCCUCCUGUAACACCUGCCAAAGAAGAGCUACCAUUGUUAAAAAUGCUUGCUCAAGAUGGAACCCAGACAUCUGUAAUUUCUGAAGAACCAUCAGAAAUCUGUUCUGAAAUAUGUUCAGAGAUUGUUGCAGAUGCAGAGGUAGAAAGGGUAACAGCAACGAUGGUAGAAGAACUUUCUUUACCCUCACCCUCAACAAGUGUGGGGGAAAAGAACGCCGAGGCUGGACCAGUAUCUUCUCCAGCCUCAGCCUCGGCUUCAACAUCUGGAUCGAAUGCUGAUGGUGGAACCAAAAAGUUUAUGGACCGUGCUGGAGAAGUAGAGCAAGAACCUAAACCUGCAUCACCUGCUCCUAAAAAGGAUAUUAUGGAAUACUUGGCUAUGGGAGUUGGUAGGAAAAAGGGUCGCUCCAGAAAAAACUCGCCUCAUGCAUCACCUAGGAAAGGCAUUGAAAGGGUUGAUCCAUCCAACCUGUCAAUGAUAGUCGGGCUCAAUAAUGCUAGAAUUUCGCAUGACAAGAGCCCAAGAAGACGGCGGGACAGGUAUGCUGAUAGCCCAUCUCGUAACUCUGAGAGUCCCAGCAGGCAAUCUGAUAGUCCCUCUCGCCGUGGCUAUCAUUCGCGAUCACCAAGUGGCCAUAGAAACUCGACUGCUUCAGCAAAUGCUCUUGCUGCACGUUGUCAUAGAGAAGUUGAUGAGUUCUCAUCAACCCAACCAGGACCCAGCAAGUCACAUUCUUCAAGAGGGGGCUCUGCUCAAAGCACUGCGUGGACAUUCAGUCAGACUGCCUCAACAGCUUCUCAGGACAUAGCUCGUUUGAAAAAACUUGAAAUGUCCUAUGCAGAUGUACUGAGAAAAAGGCCAACAUCUUUACCUACAUCUCUACCUAUGACAUCUCAACCAAUGGUUAAUAAAUGCACACAGGUAACAUCACGAAAGUCAUAUCAUCAUCAUAAAUAAUAAAGUGUAAAAUGUUUCUAUGUGCCUCAAAUUGUAAAAAUUUUGACUUUAAACAAGAGUACAAUGAAAAAAGUAACUUUUAUGAAAUUGACUGUGGAUAGUGUCCAGAAGUAUAUUUAGAGUAGAUUUUAAGAUUAAACAAACUGUGCCAAUGUUCACUUUUCCUUGUCAGCUGUUCAAUUCUUUUAAUAAGAAAUACCUAUACAUAACAAUUACAUGUACAAUUUUUGUGUUUUCAAAUUUCGCAAUCCCUCUUGGCCUUAUUGGUGAUAACAUUGAUUUUACAUGUCAUACUUAGCAUUACACAUUCUCUUAACUUCUUACAGGUGAUUUCUUGCCUUGUGCCAUUUCCCAAUUUUUACAAAAUUUAAUAGUUAAUAUAAUACAUUUUUAGUAUGAGGCAAGUUUAGUGUGCAUAUGUAUAAGCAUCUCAAAUAUUGUAAACAAUGAAGUAUCAAUUUGUGCCAGUGGUUUAAAGACCAUGUACUGUACCAUGAGUUUCACUCAAUAUUGAAAGAGUAGUGUGUUGCCUAUUUAUCUUAAAUUUUCCUUCCGUAGGUAAUGUAUUUUAUUAACUGUACCGAAUUUACAGUAACAUGUUACAUUCCCAUCUCCAGUUUAGUUUAAAUUUGUUUUGAACAAAUUUCACAAUUUGAAUUUGUAUCUUUAGUCUUUACUGUGUGAGUUAAGUUUUGUACCGGUAAUCAUUCAGUAUUAAAGAUACAGUUUGUGUCUUUUAGAGAAGACAAAUGUAUGCAUGUACAGGAAAUAAACUUCCAUCCAGAUAAA